AUGGCAACACUAGAUAUAAGGCCGGAUCCCUUUCCAGCUCGGAGCAAGACAGCUUCCGGACUGGUCAAUGGCGUUCCGACCGAGGUGGCGCUACUGGAGUUCUCCGACAAGAUCCUCAUCACAAUAAGCCAGGAAGGCCGACUGGCACAAUGGAUCCAAGUCCCCAUGAUGGGAACCACAGCAGGCAUCGUGGACAUGGCCCUGCCAAGCACCAACCACGGCCUGCUCCCGUCCACCCACCUCGCCCCCAAGACGCUGCUGGGCGGAGGCGGCGACGAGAGAGAGACGCUGGGGCAGCUGUACGCCUCGCAGAUUGCCAGCCACAUCUCCCUGAAGUCUCCGGAGGAGAGGCGCACGCUGGUGUUUGGAUUUGGGCUCGCAAAGGCGGAGAAGGAGCAGGAGGCGUUUUUCGAUCUCUUUGAGCUGGCUCUCAAAGUGCUGUGA
This is a messenger RNA of Trichoderma citrinoviride, 444 nucleotides long. RefSeq lists its product as hypothetical. Gene Ontology annotation, biological process: proteasome assembly. The transcript has 2 exons. Lineage: Eukaryota; Fungi; Ascomycota; Sordariomycetes; Hypocreales; Hypocreaceae. The coding region runs from base 1 to 444 and encodes 147 amino acids. The record is from RefSeq and is a predicted model, not a curated record.